Euleptes europaea (tarantolino) is the source of this 795-nucleotide messenger RNA. Its product is annotated as aquaporin-2-like. The record is from RefSeq and is a predicted model, not a curated record. Gene Ontology annotation, molecular function: water channel activity. NCBI's taxonomy places the organism in Eukaryota, Metazoa, Chordata, Lepidosauria, Squamata, Sphaerodactylidae. The transcript has 4 exons. Gene Ontology annotation, cellular component: apical plasma membrane; plasma membrane. The coding region runs from base 1 to 795 and encodes 264 amino acids. Gene Ontology annotation, biological process: transmembrane transport.
AUGGCAAAUGAAGCUCGCUCCUUGGCCUUUUUCAGGGAUGCUGCUACAGAGUUUUUGGCCACCAUGAUAUUUGUCCUGAUAGGCAUAGGCUCUGCCUUAAAUUGGCCCUCGGCACUCCCAGGAGUCCUUCAGAUUUCACUGGUAUUUGGCUUGACUAUAGCCACUCUGGUCCAGUCUGUAGGCCAUGUCAGCGGGGCACACAUCAACCCAGCAGUGACUGUGGCCCUCCUAGCAGCACAAAAGAUUUCAGUGCCUCGAGCCGUGGCUUAUAUUAUAGCUCAGAUGGUAGGAGCAAUAGCUGGAGCAGGAGUGAUACACCAGAUCACCCCCUCAGAGAUCCGGGGAGGCCUGGCUGUCAAUGGGUUACAAAACAACACAACAGCUGGGCAGGCAGUGGCUGUGGAGCUGAUUCUGACCUUCCUCCUGGUUCUCUGUGUCUUUGCCUCAACUGACAGCUGCAGAACUGAUAAUGUGGGCUCCCCAGCGUUACCUAUUGGACUGUCAGUCACAACUGGUCAUCUCCUGGGGAUCUAUUUCACUGGCUGCUCCAUGAACCCUGCACGGUCUUUUGGUCCUGCAGUUAUAAUGGGAAAUUACCAGGAUCACUGGGUCUUCUGGGUGGGACCUCUGGCUGGUGGCAUCAUUGCAUCCCUGAUCUAUAACUUUAUCCUUGCUCCUGAUGCAAGAAGCCUUUCUGAGCGGAUUGAAGUCCUAAAAGGGACCUAUCAACCUGAAGAUGAUAGGGUGGAGAAGAAUGAUCAGAAGUACUCCGUGGAACUGGUGGAGAAGUUCUAA